This is a messenger RNA of Nylanderia fulva, 1152 nucleotides long. RefSeq names its product perilipin-1-like. Gene Ontology annotation, biological process: positive regulation of triglyceride storage; lipid storage. Gene Ontology annotation, cellular component: lipid droplet; cytosol. NCBI's taxonomy places the organism in Eukaryota, Metazoa, Arthropoda, Insecta, Hymenoptera, Formicidae. The record is from RefSeq and is a predicted model, not a curated record.
UUCGCGCGCUUUAUAUUCCACCAUCGCGUCAACAUAACGCGGUCGAUGAAAAGCUCCGUAGGCGUAUAAGUUGCGACUCGUGCGUCGAUUGUCGUGUCCUCGACGCGACACGCGAGGUAGUCAAGGUGGAAGGAACAGAGUGCGGCGAACUAAAUUUAGGAGUCACGAACCUUGACUCUAGCUCGACCGAAUCGUCGCGAGUCUCGUCCAAAGUGUCCGGCCGGAACGAUGACGGAUCCCGAGCUCGACGAGCGAACCUCGAGUAUCGUGCGCAUCGCGUAUCAUCAAUUGAGCAUCAUGUGUGGCACGUACGAUCCCACCAGGUCGACGAGCGUCGAUACCGCCGCGAACGCCGACGCGGAUGCACGCAACAUGAUGUGCACGCGUCGAUUGUUGGCGCUGCCGGUGUUCGCCUCGGUGUCAUUGGCUCUUCGCAACGCUUACGCGAUUACGAGGGAUUCGCACAAGUCGAUCGCGACGAUUUUGGACGGUGCGGAGAACGGGGUGCGCAAGGGAUUGGAAUUUGCGAAUCCGAUGACCGCCAGGAUCGCCGACGUUCUGGAAACGCCGAUCGAAGCGAUAGACAAGGCGGUAUGCGUCGGGCUCGACUUUGUUGAGGAGAAGAUGCCCUCUGUAAAAUUGCCGCCCGGUCAGAUUUAUGCGAACAUGAAGGACGGUGUCAGGAAUAUCUUUACAUCGGCGUUAGAAACGCUUAGGCUUUUGUUCGGGAGCACACAAAAUCAAAUAGAAGAUUUAUCAAUUACGAGCGAGACUGCACAAGGAAAAAAUAGAAAAAUAUCUAGUUGAAUUGCGAAAAUGCGAAGAAUAAUUCUUGCACCAUCAUUGUAAUUUCGCUAUAAGAUAUAUCAUUUGCGAUUGGUGUUGAAAAUCAAUUCAUUCGCUAUAACAAGUUGUAAGGAUUAAUAUAUAAAACAUUGAGAUUAAUCGGCAUGCAAUAACAAAAUGCAACUGUCUUGAUGACAAGUAAACAUUCGUCAUUCAUGUGAAUGCGAGGUGAUAUCCUGAAAUUAAAAAAAAACAAAUCAAUAAUUGCGAAUGGAUAUCUGACGUUGAGAUAUAUCUUUGUACAAUAACAUAUAUAUUAUUUUAGGUUGUUACUUAAAUAAAUCCUAUUUCUGUUUUUCAAUUUAA